This is a messenger RNA of Trichomonas vaginalis G3, 612 nucleotides long. RefSeq lists its product as uncharacterized. Lineage: Eukaryota; Parabasalia; Trichomonadida; Trichomonadidae. The record is from RefSeq and is a predicted model, not a curated record. The transcript has a single exon. Bases 1 to 612 code for a protein of 203 amino acids.
AUGAUUGCAUUUUUCUUAUUAAGAUCUUCAGUUGCCAUUACUUGGUGCAAUGAUGAAGAUGUUAUUGAAAUUAGACCAGGAAUGAUAGAAACACGAACAAUUCUAAGUAAUCAUCGUUUAUGUAUUUCAGGUUCCGUUGUGAUCAAAUCCGAUAAACCAUUCGAAGCUGAAUACCAAGAAUACAAUCGAUAUAGUGACGCAUAUAAGGACCUGUCAUUGGAAAAAGAAGGAAAAAGGCAAAAUAUUUUUGUAUUAGGUUCUUAUUAUUUCGAUGUCAAGAUGAGUAUAAAAGCAGUAAAUGAAUUAGAAGAUAUACAAAUAUCAGUCAUGGGUGUUACACCUUCAUUUGAAAACGAUCCAAAAGCAAGUGAUGGAUAUUCCGAAUCAUUCGGCGUCUUUACUUCAUUUAAAUCGUUCGACUGUACAGUGACAUUACCUAGUAUAAGUCGGCUUAUCGUAACUGCAAUUAAUCAAGUUCCACUAAAAUUCACUGUCAAACAUCCCGAUGAUGUAGAACUAAGAAUAAAUGCAAAUGGUCAGGAAGAUGCAACAACUGGAAAUAAUGUAAGACUUAUCCUGUACAACAAAGGUGAAACGAUACAGCACCCGUAG